This is a messenger RNA of Morone saxatilis (striped sea-bass), 3666 nucleotides long. RefSeq names its product large tumor suppressor kinase 1 (gene lats1). The record is from RefSeq and is a predicted model, not a curated record. Gene Ontology annotation, biological process: hippo signaling; positive regulation of apoptotic process; G1/S transition of mitotic cell cycle. Gene Ontology annotation, molecular function: ATP binding; protein serine/threonine kinase activity. Lineage: Eukaryota; Metazoa; Chordata; Actinopteri; Moronidae.
GUAGCUUGUUGCUGUUGUACUUGUCAUUCAGACAUCCCAGGAAUUCAACACGACUAGGAGCAAACCAGCUCGGCACAGCGAGGACACUUUCCACUCGAAAUCACGUCCCCGUCGCCGAGAAAGGUGAAAGGAAACACCGUCUGUUCUCAGAAUAGGAGAAGUGUCGAGGACAGCGGCAGCAACAGACGCUGGUUUUGUACAUUUGUGUGAGCAGCAUGCAGACGUGAGGGCAGACAGAGACCCCCUGCUACAACCCUGGACUGAGUGACCUCCUCUUCAUCCCCCCUUUGUCAUCAUACAUGCUCUUACAUGAAGAGAGGGGAGAAACCCGAAGGAUACAGACAGAUGAGACCCAAAACGUUCCCCACCAGCAACUACAGUGGCAACAGCCAACAAAUGCUGCAGGAAAUACGGAACAGCCUGCGCAACCUGUCCAAACCCUCCGACCCGCCUAAAGUGGACAUUGGUGGAGCAGGAAAAAUGCUUCCCGAGGACCCGAGGCAACAGGGUCGCUGCAGCAACCCCAAAAACCCCUACCACAAGGCCUUACAGGAGAUCCGUAAAUCCCUGAUGCCUUUCGCCAACGGGCCCAGCACCUCAGGCCCCGAGGUGAACAAGCACAUGUCUCUGGAAGUCCCGUUUGCUGGGUUUGAGGAGCAGAGCAACAGUCGCAGUAUGGGGGCAGUUAUAGACUACAUGGGUAAGGUGAGCUACCAGGAGUCGAUGAGGGAACAGAUGGCUGCUGCCAACCCCAACACCACAGGUCUGAAAGCCCCAGGAGCUCCUCAUAUCUCGCAGGCCGUGCUGAGGAGGCCAAGCUGGAAAGGUUCUAAGGAGUCUUUGGCUCCUCGACACGGUCCUCUGAUGGUGGAUGGUAUGAUGUACCGCUCAGACAGCCCCGGACCGCCUCCCGCCUUCCCACAGGGUCACCCUGCUAACAGCCAGAGAGUCAACCCUCCACUGCCGCCACAGGUGCGCAGUGUCACACCUCCACCAAACCGCGGUGCCAUGCCUCCUGCACCGUCCUGGGACAGCAACCCAUCAACCAAGCGUUACUCUGGCAACAUGGAUUACCUUGUGCCCCGCAUCUCCCCCGUCCCCCAGGGGGCCUGGCCUGAGGGCUACCAAGCUGCACCACCCCAGAAUCAGCGCGGGAUCAGCCCGGUGCCUAUGGGCCACCAGCCCAUCAUAAUGCAAAACUCUGGGGGGAAUAAGUUCACCUUCCCCCCCAGCUGGUCUCAGAGUGGCUCCCCUCAGUCAGACUACAUGGCGGGGGGCAGCAGACAGCCUCCCCCCCCAUACCCGGUCAACCAGAGCAGCCGGCACAGUCCCACUGACCAGCAGAUGCAGACAGGAGGACCUGCGUCCUCUCCUUCUUACGUCAACGGAGGAAACAUCCCUCCGUCCAUGAUGGUCCCCAACCGGAACAGUCACAACCUCGACAUGUACAACAUAGGUCCUCCUCAGUCCUGGUCCCAGGCUCCUCUGGCCUCCAACCAGCCCCAGUCUUCCUCUGGAAACAGCAGCAACCAGGACCUGUCCCCGUCAUGGCAGCACAACAUUCCAGUUCGCUCUAAUUCCUUCAACAACCACCAGCUGAACGGCAGACCGGCGCACCCAUCCAGCUCCCAGCCCUCUGCCACCACCGUCACCGCCAUUACCCAGGCUCCCAUCCUGCAGCCAGUCAAAAGCAUGCGUGUCCAGAAACCUGAGUUACACACGGCUGUCGCUCCCACACACCCUCCCUGGAUGCAGCAGGCUCCAGCGCCUCCGGCUGCACCAGCUUACCAGGAGCCCUCAGCCCCUGUAGCUCAGAUCCCUGUCGUAGCAGAAGUCCCCAGCUACCAGGGCCCCCCUCCGCCUUACCCUAAGCAUCUCCUCCAGCAGCAGGCCGCACCCAGCCCCCCUGCCUACGAUCCAGGGGCCAAUAAGCUCGGCACGGGCAGAGAGGAGCCUGCUGAAGAGGAGAGCGGCGGCGGCGGCGACGGUUCCCGAGAGAAGACGACAGAAACGGCCGAAAGCGCCGCGGCGACAGAGAAAGAGAAGAAGCAAAUCACGACGUCGCCUGUUCCUGUCCGCCGGAACAAGAGAGACGAAGAGCGGCGAGGGGAGUCCGGAAGAGUCGCUCUGUACUCCCCCCAGGCCUUCAAGUUCUUCAUGGAGCAACACGUGGAGAACAUCCUGAAGAACCACCAGAUGAGGAUUCGGAGGAGGAAGCAGCUGGAAAGCGAGAUGCAAAGGGUGGGUUUGUCUUCAGAAGCUCAGGAGCAGAUGCGUAUGAUGCUCUGUCAGAAAGAGUCCAACUACAUCCGCCUGAAGCGGGCCAAGAUGGAUAAAUCCAUGUUCAAACGCAUCAAGACCCUCGGCAUCGGAGCCUUCGGAGAGGUGUGCUUGGCCAGGAAGGAGGACACGGGAGCGCUGUACGCCAUGAAAACGCUCCGUAAGAAGGACGUGCUGCUACGAAACCAAGUGGCCCACGUCAAGGCUGAGAGGGACAUCCUGGCUGAGGCCGACAACGAGUGGGUGGUGCGUCUCUACUACUCUUUCCAAGACAAGGACAACCUGUACUUUGUCAUGGAGUACAUCCCUGGAGGGGACAUGAUGAGCCUUCUCAUCCGGCUCGGCAUCUUCAAAGAAGAGCUGGCCCAGUUCUACAUCGCGGAGCUCACCUGUGCUGUGGAGAGCGUCCACAAGAUGGGCUUCAUCCACCGAGACAUCAAGCCCGAUAACAUCCUCAUAGACCGAGACGGACACAUAAAGCUCACCGACUUCGGCCUUUGCACCGGCUUCCGCUGGACACACGACUCCAAGUAUUACCAGAGUGGGGACCAUGUGAGGCAGGACAGCAUGGACUUCAGUAAGGAAUGGGAAGACCCAGCCAACUGCCGCUGUACGGACCGUCUGAAGCCUCUGGAGAGGAGGAAGGCCCGGCAGCACCAGCGCUGUUUGGCACAUUCACUGGUGGGGACGCCCAACUACAUAGCACCAGAAGUACUGCUCCGAACAGGUUACACCCAGCUCUGUGAUUGGUGGAGCGUUGGUGUGAUCUUGUAUGAGAUGGUUGUUGGGCAGCCUCCUUUCUUGGCGACCACACCCCUGGAGACGCAGCUGAAGGUGAUAAACUGGAAGAGCAUGCUGCACAUUCCCCCGCAAGCCAAGCUCAGCCCCGAGGCGUCGGAUCUCAUAGUCAAAUUGUGCCGCGGCCCCGAGGACCGCCUCGGCAAGAACGGAGCGGACGAGAUCAAAGCUCAUCCUUUCUUCAAGACCAUCGACUUCUCCAGCGACCAGCGGCAGCAGGUGGCGCCCUACAUCCCCACCAUCGCACACUCCACGGACACCUCCAACUUCGACCCCGUGGACCCGGACAAACUGUGGAGCAGCGACAGCGACGGCGAGGACAACCUCAACGACACCCUCAACUGCUGGUUCCGCAACGGCAAACACCCCGAGCACGCCUUUUACGAGUUCACCUUCCGCCGCUUCUUCGACGACAACGGCCACCCGUACAGCUGCCCCAAACCCAUCGAGUACGAGAGUUACAACGGGGACGAGGCGGACGGCGAGGGCCCGGCGCAGGAGCCGCCAGUAAGCUCAGCGGCGACCCAGGGCCGAGACCGUGGUCUAGGCGAUGUAGCGACCUGCCGAGUUGAGCCGCUUGUACGAUAA